UCAUGACAAGAGUUAUACUCAUAUUUGGAAUUAUGUUGUCAAUCCCGAUAUACAUUCCAUUCACCACUUUUGGAACCGCAUAAUAUUAAAUUAGAUUAGAUAUUAACGAUGCACCAAUAAAAACAAGCAUUACAAGCACCUAACGAAGGUUUCUAAGAAGAGACAUGUCCUUAUCCAAUGCCCAAAAAGCAUGCAUAACUAGCAUGAUUCAUCAUUGCAACCCUUAACAACAAAGGAGCAAAUAUCAAGAAACAACGACCACAAAAAAUGCAGGAAAUUACAAGACAUUUUGCUGUGUUUCUGAGGAGGUUGGUUUUCUUUCCUGUUCUUCUUUUCGUUACCAUAGAAUGUACAAAAGGUGAGUCAUCAGAAUCUGAGUCUUUCUUCAGCUUUCUAAGGACCCUUGAUCCCCCAAACGUGCUUAACAUUAUCUGGAUUGGAUCACCAUCACAUCCUUGCAUGAUCAAGUUGAAUGGUGUAACAUGUAACUCAAAUGCAACAAAUAUUGUACACAUAAGGCUCGAGAACAUGAACCUUAGUGGCACAAUUGAUGCAGAUUCCCUAUGCAGGCUCCAAAAUUUAAGAGUGGUGAACUUGGCUAAGAACAACAUUAAAGGAACUAUUCCACACUCAAUUUUGCAUUGUACAAGGUUGACACACUUAAAUCUAACCAGCAACCAAUUGAGUGGAAGGUUGCCACAUGCCUUAACAAAAUUGAGACAUCUUAGGAACUUAGACAUUUCUAAUAACAACUUUUCUGGUAUGAUACCUAGUAAACAACAAUAUAGGAGCCUCUUCACUUAUGUGACAUCAAGUAACAAGUUGGAAUUGGAAAGCAACAACAGUGCCAAAGGGUGGCUAAUUAAGGAAAGUGAUACAAACACAAUGCAGCAAGAAACGACAGAUCCUAAUUCUGGUAAUAACAAUAGAUCCAGCCCACAAACCUUGUUGGUUUUAGUUUUGGGAACUUUAUUGCUUUUGGUAUUUCUUUACCUUCUGGCAAAAAAGAUAGCAAAGUUUGAUGCUGAGAGAAAGGCAGUUAAAGACCAAAAUCAUGUGUCUCCAAUAAAAAAGGCUACAGAUCUUGAAGUUCAAGAGGUGAAGCUGAAGGAAGGAGAUUCUGAGCUUGUUUUCUUUGUUGAAGAUCGUGAGAGGUUCACACUAGAGGACCUUCUUCGAGCCACUGCUGAUUUGAGGAGUGAAAGCUUUUGUAGCAGCCUUUAUAAGGUGAAGCUAGAGAAUAACGUUCACUAUGCAGUGAAAAGAUUGAAGAAUUUGCAGGUAUCCUUGGAGGAAUUUGGUGAAACAUUAAGGAAGAUUAGUAACUUGAAGCAUCAAAAUAUUCUACCCCUUGUUGGUUACCGUUCCGCCAGUGAGGAAAAACUCAUCAUUUACAGAUAUCAAAGUAAUGGAAGCCUGCUUAAUCUGUUAAACGAUUAUGUAGCGGGUAGAAAAUAUUUCCCAUGGAAACUGCGACUGAAUAUAGCAUGUGGGAUUGCUAGGGGUUUGGCCUUCAUAUACAAGAAGUUGGAUGAUAAUCAAGAGAUCAUUCCUCAUGGAAACCUGAAGCCAUCAAACAUCCUUCUUGAUGAGAACAAUGAGCCAGUAAUAAGUGAGCAUGGUUUAUCAAAAUUCCUGGACCCAAACACAAGUUUCCUGUUUUCAUCUCAUGGAUACACAGCUCCUGAAAAGAGCAUAACAGAAAAGGGUGAUGUGUACAGCUUUGGAGUGAUUCUUUUAGAGCUACUAACAGGAAAAAGCAUAGAGGUUAGCAGAAUAGACCUUGCUAAAUGGGUGAGGUCCAUGGUGAGGGAGGAAUGGACAGGAGAAGUGUUUGACAAGGAAGUUAGGGUAAAUGAGCAUCAAUGGGCUUUUCCUCUUCUCAACAUAGCACUCUUGUGUGUGUCACGUUUCCAAGAAAAUAGGCCAACCACUGGUGAGAUUUUGGAGAAGAUUGAACAGGUCAUGGAUGAACAUGAACAACAUGAGGAACGUUUUGCUUCCAAGUGUUGUUCUGAUGGAUCCAACCGUGAUGAAUGUUGUUCACUUCACAAGAUCAUACCUGAAACAUGGGACUCCCCAGGAUCAAAUUAUUGAUUGGUGCUCCACAUAACAUGUAUUAUUCAAUAUUCACCCAUUAAUAUAUCGUAAGGGUAUCUUCUAUAGUACGUGAACAUGUGAUAGUUUGUAGUCAUAUGUUUGUUGUUUAGGAAUUAAUCUUGUAUUCUGCAACUAUGCUAGCUUUUGAACUCAGAUACAUGUUGUUGUAAUCUUCUGUUAAUUGUCAUUUUUUUAACUACAUUUGCAUUUGUUACGUAAAACUAGCUUUUCAUAACCAUGUUCU
This is a messenger RNA of Cajanus cajan (pigeon pea), 2344 nucleotides long. RefSeq names its product putative leucine-rich repeat receptor-like protein kinase At5g05160. Gene Ontology annotation, biological process: protein phosphorylation. The record is from RefSeq and is a predicted model, not a curated record. NCBI's taxonomy places the organism in Eukaryota, Viridiplantae, Streptophyta, Magnoliopsida, Fabales, Fabaceae. Gene Ontology annotation, molecular function: ATP binding; protein binding; protein kinase activity.